AUGUGCAGCUCCGAUAUCUUCCUGGCGGUCCUCGCCGUCUUCUUUCCGCCGAUUGCCGUCUGGAUCAAAUCAGGAGUCUGCACCGCCGAUUCCGUCAUCAACCUGGCUCUCUGUCUCCUGGGCUACAUCCCCGGACUCAUCCACGCAUGGUACAUCAUCCUCAAGUAUCCCGAUCCGGAUUAUGACGAAGUGGUCUACGAGCCCAUCCCCGGCGGCUCAAGUCAGCGACGGGACUUGGAGAACGGAAAUGUGACGUACUACUAUGUCUCACACCAGCCUCUUCAGCAUCCCUCCCAACGAUCAUACGGCACCGUCAAUCCUCAAGGCCCCAGCCACCCUGAACGACAAGAAGCUGGCGGCAGCAGUGGACAGGCCCAGGGAAAUGCCCCGCCGCCGCCGACCUAUGCCGAGGCCGUGAGGGGCGACAAUAAGGUGCAGAGUCAGAACUAG
This is a messenger RNA of Penicillium alfredii, 450 nucleotides long. RefSeq names its product putative stress response RCI peptide. The transcript has 2 exons. Lineage: Eukaryota; Fungi; Ascomycota; Eurotiomycetes; Eurotiales; Aspergillaceae. Gene Ontology annotation, molecular function: ubiquitin protein ligase binding. Bases 1 to 450 code for a protein of 149 amino acids. Gene Ontology annotation, cellular component: fungal-type vacuole lumen; fungal-type vacuole membrane. The record is from RefSeq and is a predicted model, not a curated record. Gene Ontology annotation, biological process: endosome transport via multivesicular body sorting pathway.